Messenger RNA from Verruconis gallopava, 939 nucleotides. RefSeq lists its product as uncharacterized. The transcript has 2 exons. NCBI's taxonomy places the organism in Eukaryota, Fungi, Ascomycota, Dothideomycetes, Venturiales, Sympoventuriaceae. The coding region runs from base 126 to 794 and encodes 222 amino acids. The record is from RefSeq and is a predicted model, not a curated record.
CCGAUAAUGCUGCACAUUUUAGUAUUGAGGUACACAUAUAUAUGACUGUGUUUGAGGUUGUCUAAGUAAUGCUCUCGUUCAAUACUAUCUAACGCGUCGUCUUCCCUGCAAGACCAAUCAAGAGCAUGGCCGACAUCAGGCACCCUGAAAGUGAGCGUUACGCUUCCUCAGGCUUUGGAAAUCGCAUCGGAUGGGGCACUUCACCCGCUCUUCUCCUUAUCGAUGUUUGUAAGGCGUACUGGACAGAGGGUAGUCCGCUGGACACACGGUCAAAUCCCGCCUCUGUCGCUUCGAUUCAGUCAAUGAAGGCUCUUUUGGCGGCCGCUCGUGAGGGCAACUGCCCAGUCAUCUGGACCCGUGUAGUGUACAACGACAUGAAGGAGGCUGGCAUAUUCUAUCUCAAAAGCAAGCCGUUGGAUCUCUGGAAAGUGGGUGAUGAAAGGGGCUUGGCCGAUUGGGUAGAGGGACUGGUUCCAGAUUUCUCAAAGGGAGACGUGCUGGUCGACAAGCGAUAUCCAAGUGCUUUUUUCGGAACGGACUUGAUUACGAGACUGAACGUGUUGCGUGUAGACACGCUUGUCAUCUGUGGUGUGAGCACGAGUGGAUGUGUCAGAGCCAGCACUUUGGACGCUAUGCAGCAUGGGAUAAGGCCAAUGGUUGUCGGCUCGGCCUGCGGGGAUCGGUCUCCCGAGAUUCACAAUGCAAAUAUGUUCGACAUGAACGCGAAAAUGGCGGAUGCUGUCAGCGAGGAAGAAGCCGUGGAUCGCCUAAGAGCAGGCUGGAAGAGAGCCUGAUCCGUCAGAUUUGUAGAGAUAUCAAACAAGUUACUUCAUUACGCCUUGCCCUGUGCGACUCCGCGGACGGAUGAUCGCGUAAAGACAGAAUACAAAUGCGGUUGCCGAGUAGCACAAGGGUCCAAAUAGAAGCCUUGAACCUUGG